AUGAAUCCCGUCUGCUAUAAUGGGGGGGCCCAUGAUAGACUUAUACAUGAGGCUGACCAGCUCAUUUCUCAUAUUGAGCGUGGUUCCAUGAUCCUAAAACUUUAUCCGCGCAAGCGGCCUGAGCGUCGUUCUCUGUCCGUAAGAAGAGAGACCCUACAAAUUAUUUGGGCCAGGGCAGGCAUUCCACCGAAGAACAUGUUUGAGGGCGCGCUCGACAUACGAGACAUCAAGGAAGUUAGGCUCGGCAAGGGUUCCAAACACUUCGAGCGGUGGGCAGAGGAAGUCAAGAGGCUGGAGAGCUCCAAAUGUUUCACCAUCUAUUAUGGUUCUGAAUUCAAACUGCGCGCAGCUUCGUUUGCAGCUCAAACUGACAAGGAAUGUGAGGCCUGGGUAAAGGGAAUCAGGUUUCUCAUUGAGGAGGCAGUAAAUGCAUCGUACCCUUUGCAAAUUGAGAGAUGGCUGCGGAAGGAGUUUUAUGCUAUAGAAAAUGCUCAUGAAAAGGAAAAAAACAAAUGUUUUGCAGCAAAGUUCUUUAGACUUAAAUUCAGAAGAUUUUCGGGGGUGAAAAAACAACACACCAUCUCUUUGAAAGAAGUGAAAGGAUUCCUUCCAAAAAUAAACUGCAAGAUAGCUACCAACAAGCUGCGGGAUAUAUUCCAAGAGGUGGACACAGACAAAAGGGGAGAAAUCGGCUUUGACGACUUCUCUAGCCUUUACCAAAAACUGAUUUUUGACGAAAAUAGCGUGCACGAUAUUUUUGACAAAUACUCGUUGUACUGCAAGAAUGGCUCGACAAUAACUUUGCGUGAGUUCCAAAGCUUCCUCCGAGUGGAACAGCAUGACAGGCUUGGGGAUGACGAGGCCGUCGCCUCACAGUUCAUACGAGAUUACCUGCGCGAUCCGCAGAGGGAUAUCUAUGAGCCGUACUUCACUCUGAAUGAGUUUGUUGAGAUGUUAUUCUCGAAACAAAACACCAUCUGGGACAGUAAACAUGACGCUGUGACACAGGACAUGACGAGACCACUAUCCCAUUACUGGAUAUCUUCGUCACAUAAUACGUAUCUAACCGGCGAUCAAUUUUCGAGUGAAUCGUCUUUGGAAGCUUACGUUCGUUGCCUGCGGUCUGGGUGCCGAUGCAUAGAACUCGACUGCUGGGAUGGCCCGGACGGAACUCCAUUUAUUUACCACGGCCACACACUGACCACCAAAAUAAGAUUCAUGGAUGUUCUGCGAACAAUAAAAGAACACGCUUUCGUAGCGUCCGACUACCCUUUGAUUCUGUCGAUUGAAGAUAACUGCACCUUGCCUCAACAACGUCGUAUGGCGACCGCUUUUCAAGAUGUCUUCGGAGACUCGCUGGUCGUCCAGCCAUUCGAUAAAAACGAGACUUGUCUGCCAUCACCUGAAAACCUGCGCAGAAAAAUAAUUCUAAAACACAAGAAGUUGCCGGAAGGGGCGGAAGAAACUUCCUUUUCGUUUCGUCAGGAAGAGGUAAAGGAUUUAGACUUGCGGAAUUCUAUCAAGAACGGAAUAUUGUUGCUCGAGGACCCGGUAGAUAAGGAGUGGAAUCCCCACGCUUUCGUACUGACGGAAUCUAAGCUGUAUUAUACUGAGCAUUACAGCAAUCAGCAGGAGACUGAUGCGGAGAGUGAUGGAGAGCCUGAAGCUGAGGCCCCUGUGGUGCCUCAGGAGGAGCUGCACUUCGGGGAGUGCUGGUUCCACGGCAAGCUCGCAGGGAACAGGCAGGAGGCUGAGGAGCUGCUGCGGAACCACGCACACCUCGGAGAUGGCACCUUCCUCGUGCGCGAGAGCGUCACAUUCGUGGGCGACUACUGUCUGUCGUUCUGGCGCCAGGGCAAGGUCAACCACUGCCGCAUCAAGUUGAAGCAGGAGCGCGGUGUCACCAAGUACUACCUCAUUGACACCGUCUGCUUUGACAGUCUCUAUAGCUUGAUCACACACUAUCGGCAGCAUCCAUUGCGUAGCCAGGAAUUCUUGAUAACGCUAAGGGAACCGGUGCCUCAGCCAAACAAGCACGAGGGCAAGGAGUGGUUCCACCCAUUCUGCACACGUGCUCGGGCUGAAGAGUUGCUGCGCAAGGCUAACACUGACGGCGCGUUUUUAGUCCGACCCAGCGAGAAGGACAACUCUUCGUUUGCUAUAAGUUUCAGGACGCAAAGGGAGAUAAAGCACUGCAGGAUCAAGCUCGAAGGCCGUCUUUAUACCAUCGGCACGGUGAGGUUCGAGAGCCUGGUCGAGCUGGUCAGCUAUUACGAAAAGAAUCCCUUGUACAAGAAGGUUACGCUGUGGCUGCCCAUUAGCGAAGAGCUUGUUAGGCGUAUCAUAGCCGAACCUGACGACAACACUGUAUACGGGACACCGGGCUACAUGGAUCCGACAGCUUUCACUUCCAAGGUGACUGUAAAAGCUUUGUACGACUACCGCGCGCGGCUGGACGACGAGCUGUCGUUCUGCAAGCAAGCUAUCAUCACGAACGUGGACAAGCCGGACGGAGGCUGGUGGCGCGGGGACUACGGCGGCAAGAAGCACCACUGGUUCCCAGCUAACUACGUGCAGGAAAUUGAGGUUCCGCACAUUCCCGACGGCCCAGGUCUCGAGAACGAAACCGCAGCUUUGGGCUCAUUACAGAAAGGCGUCGUAGACGUGCUAGGCGCUGUGGUGGAACUGGUAGUGGGUGAGGAGGGCGGCGCGCCGCGCUGGCUGGUGCGCAUACAGAGCCCGCAGAUGUGCGGCCCCUUCGACAUGGCCGCGCCCACCCGCGAGAUUGCGCUCGAAUGGCUCACCGCCAUCAAAGAGGCUGCCAUCAGUGCCAGUGCCCGCUCCCUCCAGCAUAAAAAGAUGGAACGCACAUGGAGGAUUGCUAAAGAGAUGUCUGACCUGAUAGUCUAUUGUCGCUCCGUCACUUUCAAUCAGGAACGCAUACGCAACAAAGGCUUCAUUUACAACGAAAUGUCUUCUUUCCCCGAAACCAAAGCUGAGAGGCUGAUGUGCCAACAGGAGACUUCUUUCUUCCUCAAGUAUCACACCAAACAACUGAGUCGCAUUUAUCCGAAAGGACAGAGGAUUGAUUCCUCGAACUACAACCCUGUUCCAUUCUGGAACGCUGGCUCUCAGAUGGUGGCUCUGAACUACCAGACUCCAGAUAAGCCAAUGCAGAUUAAUAUGGGAAAGUUCAAGGAGAAUGGUGGAUGCGGUUACGUCUUGAAGCCGGAGUUUAUGUUUGAUGACGGCUAUAAUCCGUAUUCAAAGAAGAGUAUUGAGAAGAAAGUGAAGCCGAUGUUAGUGAUGCUGCGUUUGAUCGGGGCCAGGCAUCUCAUAAAGACGGGUCGUGGUACUACCAGCCCGUCAGUGGAAGUCGAAAUUAUUGGAGCGGAAUAUGACUCUGGCACUAAACUCGUCACAAAGACAGUUGCUGAUAACGGCCUAAACCCGAUUUGGAAUGACAUUUGCGAAUUUGAGGUGGCAAACCCCGAACUGGCUCUCAUUCGUUUCCUUGUUCAAGAUGAAGACAUGUUCGGCGACCGAAAUUUCAUAGGACAGGCAGUAUUUCCAAUCACAUGCCUGCGAUCUGGGUACCGAAGUGUGCCAUUGACCAACGCUUAUUCAGAGGAACUUGAGUUAUCAUCGCUGAUGGUCCAUAUAUCCUUCAUCGUCACCAAAUAG
Spodoptera littoralis (African cotton leafworm) is the source of this 3684-nucleotide messenger RNA. The record is from the annotation of a GenBank genome assembly. NCBI's taxonomy places the organism in Eukaryota, Metazoa, Arthropoda, Insecta, Lepidoptera, Noctuidae.